GGCCAAAAUGUCCUCACUCUGUAGGUAAAAAUUGUGUUCCAGUCCUCACUAUGUAGCAAGUACACACACACACACACACACACACACACACAAGAGGCAGUGCACCAACAGCUCCUGACAGAUGAGAAGCACACAGCUGGUGGAGGAGGAAUGAAGGCGACCUGAGAUGUGAUCACCGUCUCUGUUCAUCAUGAUUCCGCUCUUCAACAACAAGUCUGACACGGCUAAAGGAGAGGUACUUCUUGAGUUCCUGAACCAGUCAACAAUAUUCUGCAGCCAGUUUGAGAACGGCAAGUGGUAUUGCUACGUCCUGCUGGUUCUCUUCACCUUUGCCCUUCCUGUGGGGAUCUUGGGAAACAUAGCAGCUCUUAUCAACUACAUUUGCUUCAGGAAAACCUCGAGCACCAGCAAUGUUUUCCUGUUGAACCUGGCUCUGUGUGACUCGGCCUGGAUCCUCACCCUCCCUAUCACCCUCUACUUUACCUUCCAGAGACCGUACCUCAAAGACAUACAGAUCUUCUGCCAGUUCAAGAAGAUCUCCUUCAACAUCAACAUAUACGGCAGUAUCCUCUUCCUCACUCUUAUCAGUUUCGAUCGCUAUGUUGGGACAGUGCACCCCAUCAGCUCUCUCCGCUGGUGGGACGUGGGUAAAGCCAAGCUAUGCUCAGUCUGCACAUGGUUCAUGUUGGUCCUGAGUUCCAUUCCUGACUUAUUUGUAACUUUUGCUAUUCAGCGACCAAAAAACAUCACUGUGUGCAUGGACCACAUCCAGGGCCCCUUUGUCUACAUCAAGACAAUCACCAUUAUCAGAACAAUAGUAGGCUUCCUGCUACCAUUCAGCAGCAUGUUGGCUUUUUACAUCAUGACAGUUCGUGUUUUGAGGCGUCUCCCGGGGGGUAGAAGGCACAGAGGAGCCCAGCGGGCGGGAGGGAAGCCCAUGCGGCUCAUCACUGCCGCCAUACUCGUCUUUAUGGUUUCUUUUGUGCCGUACCAUAUCAUGGUCAUCACCCUGGUAUUCAUGAGGAUCUAUAACCAGGUCACACCAUCUAACACCAACGUCCUCUACGCCUCGUAUGAGUUCUUUGAGGUAAUGUGCAGUGUAAGUAGCUGCCUGGACCCAGUGCUAUAUAUUGUGGCUAGUGAGCAGUUCCAGAGGAAGCUGCUGGCCUUGAAAAGAGAACGAUAUAGGAGGCUGUGCUGCAGAGCCAGCAGGAGGGUUGGGGUAAUUGGGUGAAUCCAUUGCAUUGCUUUAUUCACUAGUUACCUUCAAUUGCCUUGGACAGUGGCAUAUGUUAAUGGUACAAUUAUCUUGGCCUAAAGUAUGCUGGUAAAUUGCACUAUUAUGGAUAUUAUGGAACUGGAAUUAAAAAAAGAAACUACUGUGGCUAAUAAAUUGCUAUCAGUGUAAAAUCAAGGUUAAACAUGGCAUGUUUUGCAUUACAAAAACAAAAUCUUAAAAUAUAUUAGACUUGUUGACUUGCUGUCAUAAAACUUUUUGUUGCCAAGCAGCAAUAUAAAUCCGCAGUGAUCUCAUCCUCAUUUGUGCUUUAAAGCUGUACCUAGUAAAAUCAGUACAUAGUCCACUUCUGAUUAAUAGAUAUUUUUAAAAGACAUUAUCAUUAUUUUUCUGCUGAUUAUUUUGUUGACAAUGGUUUUGUCUAUGUCAGAAAAGGGUAAAAAUAAAUAAAUAAAGCCCAUUAUAAUUUC
Siniperca chuatsi (mandarin fish) is the source of this 1707-nucleotide messenger RNA. RefSeq names its product P2Y purinoceptor 1-like. Lineage: Eukaryota; Metazoa; Chordata; Actinopteri; Centrarchiformes; Sinipercidae. The record is from RefSeq and is a predicted model, not a curated record. The transcript is spliced from 2 exons. Gene Ontology annotation, cellular component: plasma membrane. Gene Ontology annotation, molecular function: G protein-coupled receptor activity. Gene Ontology annotation, biological process: G protein-coupled receptor signaling pathway. The coding region runs from base 191 to 1234 and encodes 347 amino acids.